Sphaeroforma arctica JP610 is the source of this 688-nucleotide messenger RNA. RefSeq lists its product as hypothetical. The transcript has a single exon. Gene Ontology annotation, cellular component: cytosol. The annotation marks the transcript as partial. Gene Ontology annotation, molecular function: FMN binding; oxidoreductase activity. The record is from RefSeq and is a predicted model, not a curated record. Lineage: Eukaryota; Ichthyosporea; Ichthyophonida.
AUGUUUCUUGAUGGCAAACAGCCUGUAUCAUCAAGUGCUAUACAAGCUCCUGGUCACGUAUCUCUAGUUCGACCCGAAGUUGAACACGGAACACCACGUGCGUUAACUAUUGAGGAGAUCGCAGAGACAGUUGAGGAUUACAGAAGGGGUGCUGAGAAUGCUAAGAAGGCCGGGUUCGACGGUGUAGAGAUACACGGUGCCAACAACUACCUGGUAGAGCAGUUCUUGUUCGAUACCCAAAACGAUCGCACAGACAAAUACGGUGGAUCCAUUGAAAACCGAAUGCGCUUUAUGCUUGAGGUCACAGAUGCGGUUAUUAGCGUGUUUGGCGCUGCGAGAGUAGGUAUGCACCUGUCACCCCGUUCUUGGGGGCCUAAAUUCGGUGAUUCUGAUAUGAAGAUGGUCUUCACUCAUGUAACACAAGAACUGGAAAAGCGAAACAUUGCGUUCAUUUUCGCCCGAGAAAACUGGUUGGAUGAGGAAAUUCCUGAGAUUGGCCCGAAUGUGAUUAAAGCCAAUUUCUCAGGAGUAUUCAUAGCUAAUGAGAAAUUCGACCUUGAAUCGGGAGAAAAGGCGUUGCAGGAGAACAAGGCUGACGCUAUCGGCUUUGGAAUCCCAGCAAUUGCUAACGCUGAUCUUGUGGACCGGUAUAUGGCGGGUGCGGAGUUAAACAAACCAAACUUCGCUC